AUGGAGGUGCUGUCCAGGAUCAUACCAACACUAAAUCCAAAAAGUUGGUUAGAGCAUGACAUUAAACUCAUUGAACAGCUAUAUGAUGGGGGGAAAUUCAUGCAAUUCCCGGAACUACAAACCAUGUAUAACCUCCCCAGCAAGAUGCUGUUUCCGUACCUGCAACUUAAGUCAUGCCUACAACACACCCGACCCCAAACACUACACGACGAACUUCUCCAGAAAUUAUCUACCUUUGAAAAAAUUUGCACAAACACAUUACCCCCCAAAAAAGUGUUAUCACUGUGCUAUAAAGCCUUGAUCCAUUCCCAGACUAACAUUAAAACCACGUACAAACAUGCCUGGCACAAAGAACUGAACCGCACAAUCA
Messenger RNA from Pelobates cultripes (western spadefoot toad), 370 nucleotides. The record is from the annotation of a GenBank genome assembly. Lineage: Eukaryota; Metazoa; Chordata; Amphibia; Anura; Pelobatidae.